AUGUCAGGCUCAUCCGACACCUCUCUCGUCAUAUUAUUUGGCAUCUUCACUCUGAUUGCAACUCUUGCCGGGUUACACUAUAGGGAUUCGUUGUGCUGUCUUAUUUGUCGGAGUCUUCUCAGAGCCUGGUCUGAUGAAGCGAGCCAUAUCGAUGUUGAGGCCACUGCAGGUUUACGAGGCGGUCUUAACCGAAUCUUCGACAGUGACGACGAGGCUGUCAUAGAGCUCCAACCACGGUUAUCUUUUCCCGUGUAUCUCGAUUCGUCUACACUCGAAAUCGAUACAGAUGGUGAUCCAACGAGUAGCUUUACGGUUACCAAUGCGCCACAGGUUCUGUAA
This is a messenger RNA of Dothidotthia symphoricarpi CBS 119687, 339 nucleotides long. RefSeq lists its product as uncharacterized. The record is from RefSeq and is a predicted model, not a curated record. Bases 1 to 339 code for a protein of 112 amino acids. NCBI's taxonomy places the organism in Eukaryota, Fungi, Ascomycota, Dothideomycetes, Pleosporales, Dothidotthiaceae. The transcript is spliced from 2 exons.